Ectocarpus sp. CCAP 1310/34 is the source of this 1523-nucleotide messenger RNA. The record is from the annotation of a GenBank genome assembly. NCBI's taxonomy places the organism in Eukaryota, Phaeophyceae, Ectocarpales, Ectocarpaceae.
GGCUACGGUUUAAGAGAACUUAUUUAAGAGAAAGUACGGAUUUAAGAGAGAGGAAUUGGCUUGUACCAAUCAAAAUCGAUUUAAGAGAAAUUUCCUAUUGCAGCUGGGAUUUUUCUCUUAAAUCGAACAAUAUGGAAACCACGUGGACACACACACACAUCACACACCCACACAGCUGCAGACACCAUGCCCUGCGCGGCGGGCAGUCGCUGCACGGCUGUCCCCGAUCACACGCCAGGCCCGCCGGCGUUCACAAAUCACCAAUGUAGAGGAGUCUGCGGGCAGUACCUCCAUGGCACCUGUGGUGUGGUGGACCCUCAGGGCACCUCCGAGAUGCAUCGCAUCUGCCACAACUGCCUGUCCUCCCGUGAGCGCAUGACUUCAGGCGAGAUGGUAGAGGACCUAUGUGAUGAGAAUUUGGUGGACAUGGAUCGUUCCUCUGACGACGAGGACGACGACCUGGUUGAGCUACGCCAAUCGGGACAGUCGGCGGCAGCAGCGGCCCCGGCUCCGCCGCCGUACGCGAAUGUAGCAACCCAUUUUGGUGAACUCGAGGAUACUGCCGAGAAGUGCCGCAUGUCCGAAGUGUCUUUUCACCUCCGCAAGGCUAAGCUAGCGUGGAUGAGUGCCUACGGUUCGAGGGAAACCAAGCAGACGUGCAUGAGGGACUUCCUUUGACGGUUGCAGCGCAGAUCGUGUUCAGGCUGACAGGUCGCCAGGGUAGCGUUGGUUUCUUGGGUUUGUGUUUUUGUCGGGGGUUUAAAUCGAUGGGAUGACAGGGCGGUUUGGCCUCGGGCGGUGAGCUCUGCUGUAGAUUCUGCUCCCCGUUGUAGCUCCACAACGAGAAACGCCCACAGGAUGACCAGGGUAUCGGCUUGUAGCUACGGGCUAGGCCUUCAAUUCAAGUCACGCAGCAAGCUCCACCUCUCAGCGGUAGUCCAGCUACAGCGCAUCGCCCAAUCUCGCUCUCAAUCAGAAACUUCGCUCUCAGUCACACGAAAACCUUGUUGUGCGUCGUUCUUGAGUGCUGGUACAUUCGUUGCCUCGUGUUGUCCUUCUAGAAGAGGUGCGACUAUGAAACACAGCUAUAAAACAACUCAACCAAAAACCUUUUACGUGUCCACGUGCAACAUGUGCAUCGCAUCACACCACGAUGAUUUAUUUUCCGAACGCAGAUCCACCAAAAGCGUACCACGUACAGCAGUACUUGGGUCCACGUGCUUGCCAACCAAGAGAAUGAGCGGUGUUUGGAGGUAGUCCGACGUGGUAACGCUAGCUGCGCAAGUGACAUGCAUGAUACGCUCUCUUCAUGACCUAUUUUGGCAUUCGAAUGUAGUCAGUGCGCGAGAGUCCCUGUUUCACGACCUUUAGUUUUGUCUAUGAUAUAAGAGAAUAUUCUCUUAUAGUGAGAUACUGUUUAAGAGAAUUCUCUCUUAUACCGUAGCCAACACGAUAUAACAGAAAGCCGGAUUUAAGAGAGUGAAAUUGGCUUGUACCGACCCUCUCUUAAACCGUAGCCGCUA